CACGUCCAUUAUUAUGAAGUAUGUACUCUUCUCCAUUUUCCAAUAAUUCAACUAAAUUCAAAGUAAAAUACAACCAAUAAUAAUAAUAAUUUCCUUAAUGAAUUCUCACCCACAUACCAAAAUAAACAAUCUCAAUUUUCAACACACCCUUUCACCAAUAUAAAUACUAAACUCUCAUAAAAAAACUAGAGGGAUAAACUUUAACAAAAUUAACACAAAAUCAUGGGAGGUUUAGACUCACCACCAUACAACCCAACCUCAAAACCUUCCUCUUAUUCAUCUUCCUCAUAUUGGAAUCGAACAAUAAAAAACACAAACAAACACAACAUACUCACUUUAAUCUUCAUCUCUUUCCUAUGCUCUUUCUUCUACCUCCUCGCUGUAUGGCAGAACCGCAGUAGCGGUCCUGCCAUCACAACAACCGCUACCUGCACCGCUACCUUAAACACCACCACAAACCUGGGCCCGUUAGACUUCGUGGCCCAUCACACGGCGGACCAUGAAUCGAGCCCGGGUUCGGGCUCACACCGGGUGUACCCGCCGUGCGACGUCACGUACAGUGAGUACACCCCGUGUGAGUACAAAAGGAGGGCAGUCAAGUUUACAAGGGAUAGGCUCAUAUAUAGGGAAAGACACUGUCCAAAGAAAUGGGAGCUCUUAAAGUGUCGGGUACCCGCCCCGUACGGGUACAAAAGCCCGUUUAAGUGGCCCGUUAGUAGGGAUUAUGUAUGGUAUGAUAAUGUACCACAUAAACAUUUAACGGUCGAGAAAGCGGUUCAGAAUUGGAUCCGGUUUGAAGGGGACCGGUUUAAAUUCCCUGGGGGAGGGACCAUGUUUCCCAAUGGUGCAGACGCAUAUAUUGAUGAUAUUGGAAAGUUGAUUAAUCUUAAUGAUGGGUCUAUUAGGACUGCCAUUGAUACUGGUUGUGGGGUAGCAAGUUGGGGAGCAUACUUGUUAUCAAGGGACAUAUUGGCAAUGUCCUUCGCACCAAGGGACACUCAUGAAGCACAAGUUCAAUUUGCCUUAGAACGUGGUGUUCCUGCUUUGAUUGGUGUUAUUGCUUCAAAGAGACUACCUUAUCCAUCAAGGGCUUUUGAUAUGGCUCAUUGUUCUCGUUGCCUUAUUCCAUGGGACCAAUAUGAUGGAGUAUAUUUGACGGAAGUCGAUAGAGUACUUCGACCCGGAGGGUAUUGGAUCCUAUCGGGCCCGCCCAUCAAUUGGAAGAAGUAUUGGAAAGGGUGGGAGAGGACUAAAGAAGACUUGAAUGCAGAGCAAACUAGGAUUGAAAAUGUUGCCAAAACCCUUUGUUGGAAGAAAUUGAUAGAAAAGGGUGACAUUGCUAUUUGGCAAAAGCCAAUCAAUCACAAGAAUUGCAAACGGGCCAAGAAAGUCAAUUCCAUCCGACCCUUUUGCCCUAAUCCAGAUCCUGAUCGGGCAUGGUACACAAACUUGGAAACAUGUCACACCCCUUUACCAGAAGUCUCAAAGGAUGAGGACUUUGCAGGAGGGCAAUUAGCAAAAUGGCCAAAAAGACUAAAUGCAAUCCCGCCAAGAAUUUACCGCGGGUCAGUAAAAGGAGUUACCGCGAAAAUUUACCAAGAAGACAUAAAAUUAUGGACGAGGAGAGUUUCUUACUAUAAGACGGUGAAUAACCAGCUAGGGCAGCCGGGAAGGUACCGGAACCUUCUAGACAUGAACGCGUAUUUGGGUGGUUUUGCCGGGGCUUUGGUGGAUGAUCCGGUUUGGGUCAUGAAUGUGGUUCCGGUUGAAGCAAAGGUUAAUACUCUUGGUGUGAUUUAUGAAAGGGGGUUAAUUGGUACUUACCAAAGUUGGUGUGAAGCAAUGUCCACUUAUCCAAGGACUUACGAUCUCCUUCACGCAAAUUUGAUUUUUACACUCUAUGAGAAUAGAUGCGAGAUGGAAGAUAUAUUGUUAGAGAUGGACAGGAUACUGAGGCCGGAAGGGAGCGUAAUUUUUCGAGACGACGUAGAUAUUUUGGUAAAGAUAAAGAAGAUAACCGAUGCAUUGCAAUGGGAUAGCCAAAUUAUAGACCAUGAAGAUGGGCCUCUUGAAAGGGAGAAACUUCUAUUUGUUGUCAAAACUUAUUGGACUUCCCCUCCCAUCACUACUAAUGAACAAGACACCAAUACUUCUCCUUAAUUAGCUUCUUAUUUUUAUUAUUGCCCUAAUGAUUUUUAUUAUUGCUAUCCUGACGAUGUCUUGAAAUUAAUUUACGAAAUUAGUAGUCAUAUAAUUACUGAGUCAAUGUUAUGAUUAGGCGUUAGACACUUAGACCUAAGUAAAUCCGAUUUUGCGUAGUCACAUAUGAACAAUUCCCGUGCCUUCAAAUUUCUCCAAAAAUGGAUAUGUAUGUAUGACUAUU
Molecule: messenger RNA, 2383 nt
Organism: Spinacia oleracea (spinach)
Lineage: Eukaryota; Viridiplantae; Streptophyta; Magnoliopsida; Caryophyllales; Amaranthaceae
Product: probable methyltransferase PMT15
Exons: 6
Coding region: 223-2160 (645 amino acids)
Cellular component (GO): cytoplasm; endosome; trans-Golgi network
Molecular function (GO): methyltransferase activity
Source: RefSeq, a predicted model, not a curated record